Molecule: messenger RNA, 874 nt
Organism: Punica granatum (pomegranate)
Lineage: Eukaryota; Viridiplantae; Streptophyta; Magnoliopsida; Myrtales; Lythraceae
Source: RefSeq, a predicted model, not a curated record
AUUAGUCAUCCGUCUCUGUUCCCUCAACCGUUUAAAAUCCUUUCCCCCACCCUCAGACACCAAAUCUCAACUUCAGCCAUAGCCCACCGGAAAUGGAGGCUGUCGACGGGGAAGUGGAGAGGCUCAUUGCGACGGCAAAAGUCGUGGAGUACUUAGAGCCUGUGAUGUCGAGGGACCUCCUCUUCAAGUUCCCUGACAACUCGGCCUUCGGUUUCGACUACUCCCAGAGCUCCAUCUGGUCUCCGCUGAUCCCCCGAGCUCACGUUCCUAUGGACUCGGGUGGCCCAGUCACACCGAAGAAGCUCUCUUAUGGGUCCGGGGCCAAAUACAAGCUGCGCAGCGCCGGGAAGAAGAUCGCCGCAUCUUCUUUCAAGCUCAGUAUUCGGGUUAUGCAGAGCAAUAGAAAGAAGAAGAUGAAGAUGAAGACGAACAAGAAACCAAAGUCGAAAGGGCUCGACUUCUCUCCGGCUCUUAUGAAGGGCGGUGCUUGCGUCCCACUUGCCGCAAAGGGUUGGAAUAAGGUCCUGAAAGCUGCCUCUAAGCAAUUCAAGAAGAAGAGGAGGAGGGAUCCGAUGGCCCAUGUGAAGCUCUCUAACUACUUGGAAGCUGACAACAUUUGAUACCAUAUCGAACUUCUGCCGGUCCAUCCAAUAGCUGGUUCUGCCUUGCGACGAAGAAACCGAGAUUCCCCAGCAAAUUUAUUGGAAGGAUGCAUUCAAUGGCACAUAUAGUACCGAUUAUGUGGACUUACCAAAUGUUUUUGAAUGUUAUGGCAGAUGUAUUUUACUGUUAAUAUCCACUUGUUUUCCAUAUGUAUGUCAUGUUCUCCGUUGUUGUCUUCUUCAAAGGAUCCAAAUUCCACGUCAGAACGACA